Messenger RNA from Crotalus tigris (Tiger rattlesnake), 3095 nucleotides. It is a transcript of the gene SPAG16, whose product is annotated as sperm associated antigen 16. Gene Ontology annotation, molecular function: protein binding. Lineage: Eukaryota; Metazoa; Chordata; Lepidosauria; Squamata; Viperidae. Gene Ontology annotation, biological process: axoneme assembly. The transcript is spliced from 13 exons. Bases 1120 to 2745 code for a protein of 541 amino acids. The record is from RefSeq and is a predicted model, not a curated record. Gene Ontology annotation, cellular component: axonemal central apparatus.
GGGCAGUCAAGGCAGCAGAUGACAUGAAUGGCAACUGGAGUUGGAAAAGCUCGAGGACAAAAAGGAAGAAGGCAGAGGGAUUGACCAUGUGAUCUCCUAAUGAAGCAAGCCAUACAGUUUAUGAUGGAUGCUUUCUAAAUCCCAUGCCAGGAUGGCUGCUGGUAAGAUUUACCAAACCCAAAAGGAGUAGGAUGGUGGGAGAGCAUCGCCACCGGACACCACAGUGGGAGUUUCGGCAACCCCAGCCAGUGGCACCAUGGCCAUGGGAGCAGCGCAAAGAAUACCUGUCAUGGCCAACGUCCCAGGUGGGCCAGCACAGCAAAACCAAAGAGGAGCAAAACCCCAUCCUUGGGUGUGAAGUUUGAUGGAGAUCCCCAAUAUUUGGGGUUCUUCCUGGCCCAUCUCUUAACUUAUAUGCAAGAAUAUGGGCUGGAGAUCCCCACUGAGGGCACCAAGGUGAGGAGUGUCACCCUAGCACUGGAAGUAGCUGCAGUUCAUUGGAUGGUGAUGCUCCACAAUGUGAAUGCAACCAAACUGAGAAACUCCAACUGCUUUGUGAUGGCACUCUGCCAUUGAUUCAAAAAUCCCCUGGCUGACUACAAAGCAAGGGAUCGUAUCAAAACCGUGAGACAAGGUCACCGAGCUGUGGCGGAGUAUACUGCGGAGUUUCAUGAUCUGGCAUGCUGACUUAAUGACUGGUCAAAAGACAUCCUCAUCAGCUGCUUCAAAAACACCUGCGUCUCGAGGGGGGUCCCUGCAACCCUCCAUUAGGGUAUGUCCUGGCAGAGCAGGUGGUGAUUGACCAAGCACUCAACAAGUACUAGGUGGCACAGUCUUGGAAAAAAUCACCUCAUGAGAAGAGGGAAGUAAUCAAGCCACAAGCUCUGCAAGUUCGCUCCACUGCUUGUUUCAAGUGCAGCCAAGAAGAGCACAGGGCGGCAGAGUGCAAAACCAUCCACCCAACCAAGAAAGCGAACCCCAGCCCUGUGGAGAAGACCACCAAAGCUCUGCCAUAGGCCAGAGACUGCGCUAAAGAAAGUGGAGGUCAUCGAGUUCAUCCCAUCACCAAAACUCUGACUCCACCAGACAAGGGCCAGGGAUUGACCAACACCGACUCCAAUGACAACCCUCUGGACUAACAUCGUUCUUUCGGGGGGCACCAUGCAGGUGUCCUGUCAUUCUGUUAGAGGGAGCCUGGUUCCAAGACUGUCGUGCCUUGAGAGUGCCCUGUUAUCUACCCAACACCUCAGUGUUCUCAUAACUUCUCUAUGGCAUCAUAUUGGCUGCCAGUGGACUGUUCGGGGGCUGGAUUUGGAGAAAACGAAAGAAUUGCUUUGCGCUUUUAAAGCUAAAGAUGCACUGCUAAAAAUGCAGAGAGAGCGUGACUUCCAUAGAAUGCAUCAUAAAAGAGUAGUCCAGGAAAAGAACAGACUCAUUAAUGACAUUAAAAGGCUAAAGACACACUAUGCAUUGUAUGAGCCUAUGUUAAGACAGCUGAAUGAAAAGUAUGAGAUUCUACUAAGAGAGAAAAUGCUUACAAGUUUGGAACGAGACAAAGCUGUUGGGCAGAUUACUGGCUUGCAAGCAACUUUACAAAGCUUGGAAUCUGGAAACAACAUUCACAUUCCUGUGAUGAAAGUAGGUCAUUGGUGUGAUAGAGAGGCUGGAUUAGAGGGACCGUCCCAAAGAGCACUUAGAGAAGCCAAGGAACAGAAAGUGCAUUCUGAUGUUAAUGCACAUGAUUCAACCAAAGAUCCCGCAAAACAGAUGAGCAAGAAAUAUCCAGCGGAUUCAGAAUUUCCUGAAGGUAUCCAAGUAAAUCCAUACCUUGCUUGUGCAAAAAAAUGUGUACGGCCAUUGAAGUCUGGAAUAUAUAGACUGAGCAACACAUUGAAAGUACAUGAUUUGGCAGUGACCUGCUUGGCUUUACAUCCAAGAAAAGACAUUGUUGUCACUGGAAGUGAUGAUCACUUAUGGAAAAUGUGGGCUUUUCCUAAUGGGAACAUUAUUGUGAAGGGUGAAGGUCACACAGAUUGGAUUUCUGGAUGCUGCUUCCAUCCAAGUGGAUCCAAACUUGUUACUUCAAGUGGAGACAAAACAGUUCGUGUAUGGGACUUCACAAAGGGUGGCUGCAUUCUAACACUAGAAGGUCAUAGUUAUGCAGUAUUGGAUUGUUCUUGGCAUUCAUGUGGUGAUUUUGUUGCAUCUGCCUCUAUGGAUGAAACAAGCAAAGUCUGGGACCUGAAGAGUGAACGAUGCAGGUAUACCUUGCGUGGCCACAAGGAUUCAGUAAACAGCAUCGAGUUCUUUCCUUUCUCCAAUAUUAUUCUCACCAGCUCUGCAGACAAGACUUUAUCUUUGUGGGAUGCCAGAAUGGGACUUUGUGCUCAAACAUUUUAUGGUCACUUGCAUUCCUGCAACCAUGCCACGUUCAACAUGAAGGGUGAUACAAUUGUUUCCUGUGAUUCUUAUGGUGUAUUGAAACUAUGGGAUGUUCGGAAGGGAGUCCCAAUGGUCUCCAUUGACGCUGGUCCUCACCCUGGCAAUCAGGUGGCAUUUGAUCCUUCUGGUCAUAUUGUGGCUGUUGCAAGCAAUGAUGGAACCAUUAAGACGUUGGAACUGAAAUCGGGACAUCUUUCCAGCUUAUUGGGCCAUGAAGAUAAAGUUCAGAGUGUAAUAUUUGAUCAUAUGGCAGAACAUCUAAUUUCAGGUGGUUCUGAUGGCACUGUUCGUAUUUGGAAUUGAGACCUCUAUUUAGAGAAAACUCAUAACACUGAAAGUGGCUUAUAAUGCCCUUAUCUGAAAUAACCGUCUGAAAUAAACAAUUAUAUUUUAUAUUAAGUAAAAUCUCUAUAUUUUAUUUAAAUGGAAACAAUAUUCCAAACUUUAUUUCUCUUGUAUCUUUCUUCAUGGCUUUAAAUAUGUAUUAAAAUAUAUACAAUUUGCCAUUUUCCUGGAGAAAUAGCUUUAUAUUGACAUCUAAUGAUAGAAAACAUGAACUGCAGAAAACCCGUACCCCACCCCUUUUCAAAUUAUUAUAAUAAAAGCUACAACUGACUGUCUCAUUUUGUGAAAAUAAUAAAACGUUUAACUUA